AUGGCUUCGAAAGGAGCCGUUUGGCCUCUUUUGAGGCGCGAACUGCGACCAGCUGCCUCCCGAUUCUCAAGAGCUUCUUUCUCAUCUGCCGCGGCCCCUCUUCGGAGCUCUAGAAGCUCGGCUUUGGCAUCAGGCCGGAGGACAACCCGUCAGGCAGCACUCUUCACACCAAGUCGGACUCUCGGCCAAUUUCGAUGCUUCUCACAGUCGCUAUCCAAUAAGCUCACAGACGAGGAUGGCCAUUUUGAUCCCCGCCAAGUGGAGAGGGAAUCAGACGAGGUCGAUGUUUGUAUUGUUGGUGGCGGCCCUGCUGGUCUUGCCGCUGCGAUUCGCCUAAAGCAGCUGGCUAAUGAAGCUGGUAACGAAGAGUUUCGUGUUAUUGUGUUGGAAAAGGCUGGCGAGAUAGGCGCACAUAUUCUCUCGGGCAAUGUUCUAGAACCGACCGCUAUCAAUGAGCUUUUACCAGAUUGGCUCUCGGAGGAUAACCCCUCAAGAUUCGAGGGUGCCACACCGGCCAAAGGAGACAAGAUGCGCUUUUUAACUAAGAACUCGGCAAUUCCAAUUCCUGCGCCACCGCAGAUGAACAAUCACGGCAAUUAUAUCAUCAGCCUGAACGAGUUGACCAAAUGGCUGGGUGAGCGAGCCGAGGAACUGGGUGUGGAAAUCUACCCUGGCUUUGCUGCCAGUGAGAUAGUCUACAAGCCUGAUGGAUCGGUGCUUGGAGUCGCAACCAACGAUCUCGGAAUAGGCCGUGAUGGCAAAGCCAAGGAAAGUUUCGAGCGUGGUAUGGAGUUCCACGCUCGUAUAACCCUGCUGGCAGAGGGUUGUCAUGGUAGUUUGACAAAGCAGGUUAUCAAAAAGUAUGACCUCAGACGCGAUAGCCAACCGCAAACCUAUGGAAUCGGUCUGAAGGAAGUCUGGGAAAUUCAGCCGGAGAAGUUCAAGUCGGGGGAGAUUAUUCAUUCUUUGGGCUACCCGCUUCCUAAGGACACCUAUGGUGGAUCUUGGUUGUAUCAUUUCGGUGAUAACAUGGUCAGUGUUGGGAUGGUGGUUGGUCUUGAUUAUCCUAACCCGUGGCUCUCGCCAUAUGGGGAGUUCCAGAAGCUCAAGCACCACCCUCUCUUCAAGGAGGUGCUGGAGGGUGGUAAGUGCAUUUCGUAUGGUGCUAGAGCCUUGAACGAGGGUGGCUUCCAGUCGAUCCCGAAGUGUGCAUUCCCUGGCGGUGCCCUGAUCGGUGACACUGCUGGAUUUUUGAAUGUUCCUAAGAUCAAGGGUACCCACUCGGCUAUGAAGUCGGGUAUGCUGGCUGCUGAAUCCGCUUUCUCGGCAUUGCAGGGUAAGGCGGACGAUGGAACCGUUUUCCUAUUUGACUAUGAGGAUGCUCUUCGAAAGUCGUCGAUCUGGAAGGAGCUGUAUGAGGUGCGCAACAUGAGACCUUCCUUCAGUACUCCGCUCGGCCUUUACGGUGGCAUCAUGUAUUCCGGGUUGGAAGCCUACCUUUUCAAGGGCAGGACCCCAUGGACGCUCAAGCAUCACGGUACAGAUGCUGCAGCCACCAAGCAAGCUUCUGAGUGCGAGAAGAUCGAAUACCCCAAGCCGGAUGGCGUAAUCAGCUUCGAUAUUCUGACCAGCGUCAGUCGGACCGGGACCAAUCACGAGGAAGAUCAGCCGGUACACUUGCAGGUGGCAGACUGGGACAAGCAUAAGGACAUUGCUUGGCCUAAGUACAAGGGGGUUGAGAACCGGUUCUGCCCCGCUGGAGUGUAUGAAUAUGUUGAAGAUUCGACCAAGGAGCACGGUGUUCGGUUCCAAAUCAAUGCUCAGAACUGCAUUCACUGCAAGACCUGUGACAUCAAGGUGCCAACACAAGACAUCAAUUGGCAAACCCCUCAAGGUGGUGAGGGUCCUAAAUAUUUCAUGACCUGA
Molecule: messenger RNA, 1926 nt
Organism: Aspergillus bombycis
Lineage: Eukaryota; Fungi; Ascomycota; Eurotiomycetes; Eurotiales; Aspergillaceae
Product: electron-transferring-flavoprotein dehydrogenase
Exons: 3
Coding region: 1-1926 (641 amino acids)
Biological process (GO): electron transport chain
Cellular component (GO): mitochondrial inner membrane
Molecular function (GO): iron-sulfur cluster binding; electron-transferring-flavoprotein dehydrogenase activity
Source: RefSeq, a predicted model, not a curated record